Messenger RNA from Aspergillus mulundensis, 2523 nucleotides. It is a transcript of the gene fcpA, whose product is annotated as protein-serine/threonine phosphatase. The record is from RefSeq and is a predicted model, not a curated record. The coding region runs from base 1 to 2523 and encodes 840 amino acids. Lineage: Eukaryota; Fungi; Ascomycota; Eurotiomycetes; Eurotiales; Aspergillaceae. The transcript has 3 exons. Gene Ontology annotation, cellular component: nucleus. Gene Ontology annotation, molecular function: RNA polymerase II CTD heptapeptide repeat phosphatase activity.
AUGCUUCUUCGUUUACCGCCGAGUCUCCACUACCCCAUCACCGUUACGUCGCUGCUGAAGAAGCCGGGUGAUGAGGUGGAGAGGGACGAGGCGCUGUUUUGGUAUGUAUACGAGACAACUGUGACGGAGGGAGAUGGGUGGGGGAACAAGGUCGACGUCAAGCGGACGUUUCCUACUCGAUUCGAGUCGACCGUUGAUGGGAAUAUUGUGCACUGGAAGAUUAGCAAGGGCGACGUUAUCGAUGGGCCUGUUGAUGUUAUCGAGAUCGAUGAGCCAUGUGCGCACGAAGUUCAGUAUGGCGGCCUCUGCGCCGAGUGUGGGAAGGACAUGACUGAGGCGAAUUAUAAUACAGAGAUCACGGAUUCUAUGCGCGCUCCCAUUCAGAUGACGCAUGAUAACACCGCGCUCACCGUAAGCGAACGCGAAGCCGUACGCGUGGAAGAAGAUGCGAAACGGCGUCUGUUAUCAAAUCGAAAACUCUCGCUAGUAGUGGAUCUUGACCAAACGAUCAUUCACGCGGCAUGUGAUCCUACCAUCGGGGAGUGGAUGGCGGACAAGGAUAGUCCGAACCACGCAGCACUGAGCGAUGUACGUGCGUUUCAGCUGGUAGAAGACGGUCCUGGGAUGCGUGGCUGUUGGUACUAUAUUAAGCUGCGUCCAGGGCUGGAAGAAUUUUUAGAGAACGUCUCCGAGAUGUACGAGCUGCACAUCUACACGAUGGGAACUAGAUCAUAUGCCCAAGCUAUCGCUGGUAUCAUAGACCCAGAUCGGAAGCUCUUCGGUGAUCGUAUCCUCAGUCGUGACGAGAGUGGAAGUUUGUCUGUCAAGAACCUGCAUAGACUCUUCCCCGUGGACACAAAGAUGGUCGUCAUCAUCGACGACCGCGGGGAUGUUUGGCGGUGGAGCCCUAAUCUUAUCAAGGUCAUACCGUACAACUUCUACGUUGGGAUUGGGGACAUCAACUCAAGCUUUCUACCCAAAAAGCAGGAUGAGUUGGAAGCUCCAGGGGAAAAUCAGGAAACGAGUUUAACCCCACCAAUCCAAUCACACGUCAAUGGGUCGACCGAAAGAUCCGACGCAACAGAGAUGUCAACAUUGGAGCAGCUGGUGACAAUGGGCGGUGGGGACAAUCCGAGGCUGCUGCAAGAACAGACGGAGGCGCAAGACGAGACGAUAUUACAUCAGGUCGAGGACCGUCCACUUUUACAGAGACAGAAAGAGUUGGAUGCCGAGGAUGACUCGGCAGACUCGAGCGAGUCCAGCGUGGACGAGUCUCAAGAUCCAGAUAGGCAACGGCAUCAUCUGCUUAUUGACAAUGACCAAGAACUCAUCAAGCUCUCUGAUCGACUUGAGCAGGUUCACCGAAAGUUCUAUGAUGAGUACGAUAAGAAACGUGCGCGAGGCUUAGGAGGACGGGUGGCAGCCCUACGUGGCGAAAAGGCUAUAUCGAAGGAAAAAGACGUAGACCUAAAGCUACUCCCUGAUGUCAAGGAAAUCCUACCGGCGAUCAAGCGCCGCGUCAUUGGUGAUGUUUUCGUCGCCCAUUCGGGCUUAUGGAAAUUGAACGAGGACAUGGCCAACAUCGAGUUAGCUCAACAUGCAAGGACUUUCGGUGUCGUGUUCGAGAACCGAAUCACCCACAAAACCACUCAUCUCCUCUCAGCUGGCAAGCGCACCGAGAAAUUCCGACAAGCAGCCAAGAAUCCAAGGAUCAAGAUCGUCUGGAAGCAAUGGCUUAUAGACAGUUUACUGCAGUGGAAACGCCUAGACGAAGGCCCAUAUCUCGUUGCCAUCCAUCCGGACGAGCAAGCCAGUUCUAAAGAAGUGGCCGAGAGUUCCUGGAUUUCAACAUCCGAUGAAGAAGCCACGGGCGGGUAUCUCACAGAUACCGAGGACGCGUCGGAGCUCAACGACGAAAUCCUCAAGUCCGCUGGGAUCACAGACCUUGGUUUCGAUCAAGAUGAGGAGGCAGCCGUUCACGACGAACUCAGGGAGUUCCUAGGUAGUGACGACGAAAGCGAAAGCGACACCGAGGCGUCUUGGAUUGAGAAAAAUGAACGCCCUCCUACCUCUAACCCAGAACUGAAACGCAAGCGCGACGACGGAGCCGACACCGAAGAAGAAAAUAACUCGGAUACCCAAGAAUCCGGUGACGUCGCAGGCUCUCGUCUUGCGCAGCGCAUCAAGCGGUCUUAUGAGCGUAGCACAGGGUUAAAAGAAGUCGCUAGCACGAUUACAAGCGGACCAGGUUCAAAUCCUGAUGCUACUGCCAGCACCAGCACCGAUACCGACACCGUCGAUGCCGAUGUCGAUGCCGAUGUCGAUGCCGAUGUCGAUGACAUGCCCGACGUGGCAUUCCCCGAAACAGAAGAAGAGGCCGCUGCAUCUCGCAACCCAGACUCAACGUACCCUGAAGACCCCGCCGAGGAUGACGACGAAUUGGAGCGCGAAAUGCUUGCCGCUUUCGAGGAAGGCGGGUAUGACUCCAACGCCGAAGAGGCCAUUGCUGAGGACGACGGCUAG